UCCCUCCCGACCCUGCUCUCAUUCCUUCAGGUCCCUCCAGCCGCCUCCUUCAGCAGGAGCGGGGGAUCAUAGGCAGAGGAGAAGUGACGGGAGAGCAGCAUCAGCCAGCAUCUCCCUCACUGCGGGACGCAGGGAGACAGGAAAGAGAGGUGGAGGGAUUAAGUUAGUUGGAGAGACCAGGGAGAGAGAGUUGGAGCUGUUUGGGUGGCAGCUGGGAGACCAGGAGCUUCUUUUCCUCCUUCCUCUUUCUGGCUGUGAGCUCUCUCUGGCUCCCCUUUUCUUCCUCCUCCUCUUCGUCUCCUCCGCUCCUUCUUCUCACCCCGACUCUCCUCCCAGCUCCCACCGUGGGGUCUCAGCUCUCCAUCUCCCUCCCCCCCUCCCUGACUCCCUACCUCCCCCGGGCGCUGCUUGGAGACUCCGGGCUGCUGCGCCGCCGGAGGAUGUCUCGGAGGGAGUCUCCGCCGCCGCCUCCGCCGCCUCCACAGCUGCUGGGGGGUCAGGGGGGCAACUGCGAGGACCGUCCGGAGCGCACGGAGCCGCUGUCCGACUCGGAGCGGGAGAUCAUCCAGGACACGUGGGGGCACGUCUACAAAAACUGUGAGGAUGUGGGGGUUUCUGUGCUCAUCCGGUUUUUUGUCAACUUCCCGUCUGCAAAGCAGUAUUUCAGCCAGUUCCAAGACAUGGAGGACCCUGAGGAGAUGGAGCAGAGCAGCCAACUGCGGCAGCAUGCCUGCAGGGUGAUGAACGCGAUCAACACUGUGGUGGAGAACCUCAACGACCCAGAGAAGGUUUCCUCGGUGCUGGCCCUGGUGGGAAAGGCCCACGCCAUCAAACACAAAGUGGAACCCAUAUAUUUUAAGAUCCUGAGCGGAGUGAUCCUAGAGGUGCUGUCUGAAGACUUCCCAGACUUCUUCACAGCAGAGGUGCAGUUGGUGUGGACCAAACUGAUGGGGGCGCUGUACUGGCAUGUGACGGGGGCCUACACUGACGUGGGCUGGCUCCAGGUCUCCAGCUCAGCAGUGUGAGAAAUCAGGAAGAUGAUAGAAGUUUUUGUUGGAGAAAUAAACAGCUGCAUGUGUGAAAGAUUGGGAGUUUGGUUUCACAGAUAUGGAUCAGAUUAACGCAGUAAUCCAUGCAACAUUCUUCCACACUUUGGUUGCGUUUUGGUGCUGAGCUUUUGUUGCUACGCUGCAGAGGUCAGCAAGAUACCGAGCGAUAUAACUAGACAUCACCUUAGCUCAUGUAAGUGGUGUUUUAGUACAUGCGUCUUAGCGGGGGGAAAAAAGGAUGUUUUUUUAGUACCCAUCAUCCAGUUCUUCUACAGGUAACUCCUGUUGCUCCAGAUCAUAGAAACCAUGACUCUGUGUGUAGCAUGAGUGCUUUCUUAUUAACGAACUGCCACGUGUUUAGGCACGCAACUCUGAAAGCUUUCCGAUUUCACUUAUUUCUGUGGUGGUCAGUCUUAGCUGUAUCUCAAGGUCUGUUAAGCUUUAGAUGAAAACACAUGUAGUUAAACAUGAAAACAGAUGUACAAAUCUUGUCUUUUCAAAUAAUAUUUUAUUUUCUGGAAGACUUAUCUUCUCAAAGAAGGCUAUAAUUAAAUGGCAAGAGUAUCUGAUAACA
This is a messenger RNA of Xiphophorus hellerii (green swordtail), 1623 nucleotides long. It is a transcript of the gene cygb2, whose product is annotated as cytoglobin 2. The coding region runs from base 441 to 1025 and encodes 194 amino acids. Gene Ontology annotation, molecular function: oxygen binding; oxidoreductase activity; heme binding. The transcript is spliced from 3 exons. NCBI's taxonomy places the organism in Eukaryota, Metazoa, Chordata, Actinopteri, Cyprinodontiformes, Poeciliidae. Gene Ontology annotation, biological process: oxygen transport. The record is from RefSeq and is a predicted model, not a curated record.